AAGUAGAGUUUUAAAUUUCCUUCCCUUUUCAUUCUCUCUGUUCAUUUGUUCUUUCUGCAAAUUGCAUCCCAUCAGACACACACUCCCAUAAAAAACCUCGGUAUUUAUUAGGUAGGGCAUGAGCGUUAUUCAAAUUCCAACUCGCACUCGCUCAACUAUCAGAGCAGCAUGGCGGAGUCAGACACCCACAAUUUACAAACCGUCGUCCUUGAUGGCAACCAGCUGAUUGCCAAGUCCCUGGCCCGUUUCGGCGUAGACCGCAUGUUCGGGGUGGUGGGCAUCCCUGUCACCUCCCUAGCAAACCGCGCAGUCUCGCUUGGUGUCCGAUUUCUCGCCUUCCAUAACGAGCAGUCCGCCGGCUAUGCAGCCUCCGCCUACGGUUACCUAACGGGCCGCCCCGGCGUCCUCCUCACCGUUUCGGGCCCUGGCUGCGUCCACGGGCUGGCGGGCCUCUCCAACGCCAUGGCCAAUGGGUGGCCCAUGGUCAUGAUCUCCGGCUCCUGUGAUCAGAAAGAUUUCGGCCGCGGCGAUUUCCAGGAGCUCGAUCAGAUCGCAGCCGUGAAACCCUUUUCCAAGUUCGCUGUUAAAGCCAAGGAUAUUAACGAGAUACCCGAAUGCGUGUUGCAGGCUCUUGCUCAUGCCGGUUCGGGCCGACCCGGCGGUUGUUAUUUGGAUUUCCCGUCGGAUGUUCUACACCAGACUAUUUCCGAUUCGGAGGCUGAGGGCCUACUGGCCGGCGCUGCCGGGAGAUUCCGAAAAUUAUCGGAAGAGGUGGUUUUCAAUGUGCAGAAUUCGCAGAUUGAGGAAGCGGCUUCACUGCUUCGACACGCGGAGAGGCCUCUGAUUGUGUUUGGUAAAGGAGCGGCAUUUGCUCGAGCUGAGAGUGCUCUGACGAAGCUAGUUGAGACCACCGGAAUCCCAUUCCUGCCUACUCCUAUGGGAAAGGGAUUGUUGCCUGAUACCCACGACCUGGCGGCAACCGCGGCGAGGUCACUGGCCAUCGGCAAAUGUGACGUUGCGCUUGUGGUUGGCGCAAGGCUUAACUGGCUCUUGCACUUUGGUGAGCCACCCAAGUGGUCCAAGGACGUCAAGUUCAUUUUGGUUGAUGUUUGCCAGGAAGAGAUUGAGCUGAGAAAACCUCAUCUGGGUUUGGUUGGUGAUGCCAAAUUGGUUUUGGAAAAAUUGAAUAAGCAGAUUAAAGAUGACCCCUUUUGUUUGGGGAGGUCUCAUCCAUGGGUCGAAGCAAUUUCCCGCAAGGCCAAGGAGAAUGUUUUGAAAAUGGAGGCCCAAUUGGCUAAACAAGUUGUGCCCUUUAAUUUCUUGACACCAAUGAAAAUUAUUAGAGAUGCAAUUUUGGGACUGGGUACCCCUGCUCCUAUACUGGUUUCUGAGGGGGCGAACACCAUGGAUGUUGGCCGAGCUGUAUUGGUUCAGACUGAACCGAGGACCAGAUUGGAUGCAGGGACUUGGGGGACAAUGGGGGUGGGUCUUGGUUACUGCAUUGCAGCUGCUGUGGCUUCUCCUGACCGGCUUGUGGUUGCGGUGGAAGGAGAUUCUGGAUUUGGGUUCAGUGCAAUGGAAGUUGAGACAUUGGUUCGGUACCAGUUGCCUGUUGUUGUGAUUGUCUUCAACAAUGGUGGUGUAUACGGUGGUGACCGAAGAAGCCAAGAUGAAAUAAAUGGGCCUUACAAAGAUGACCCGGCUCCCACUUCUUUCGUCCCGAGUGCCGCUUAUCACACACUGAUUGAAGCUUUUGGAGGCAAAGGUUAUCUUGCUGGGACACCUGAGGAACUCAAGUCUGCCCUUGCGGAAUCCUUUGCAACAAGAAAACCAGCUGUUAUAAAUGUAAUUAUUGAUCCUUAUGCUGGUUCAGAAAGUGGGAGACUUCAACAUAAAAACUGAUGCAAGCGUCAGCUGCAUCUUUGUGUGCUUAUCUCUGCCGGUAAAGUUUCAUCUGCAGUCUGUAUCAAUAAUGCAAACUGGCUUAGUUCCUUCUUAAUUAAUCAUGUAAUCUGGUGUGAGCUUAAUUUGGAGUCAUCGUUACAAGGAAUUAAACUCAUCA
Messenger RNA from Rosa chinensis, 2062 nucleotides. Its product is annotated as 2-hydroxyacyl-CoA lyase. Gene Ontology annotation, biological process: fatty acid alpha-oxidation. The transcript has 2 exons. NCBI's taxonomy places the organism in Eukaryota, Viridiplantae, Streptophyta, Magnoliopsida, Rosales, Rosaceae. The coding region runs from base 169 to 1902 and encodes 577 amino acids. The record is from RefSeq and is a predicted model, not a curated record. Gene Ontology annotation, molecular function: catalytic activity; magnesium ion binding; thiamine pyrophosphate binding. Gene Ontology annotation, cellular component: peroxisome.